Messenger RNA from Acipenser ruthenus (sterlet), 4102 nucleotides. RefSeq names its product endosome/lysosome-associated apoptosis and autophagy regulator family member 2-like. The record is from RefSeq and is a predicted model, not a curated record. NCBI's taxonomy places the organism in Eukaryota, Metazoa, Chordata, Actinopteri, Acipenseriformes, Acipenseridae. Gene Ontology annotation, biological process: positive regulation of BMP signaling pathway. The transcript has 22 exons. The coding region runs from base 161 to 3202 and encodes 1013 amino acids.
UCGGUGUGUGUCAAAGCCUGCUGUGUAGAACUGAGAACAGCGCAGCAGUGAAGUGCAGGAAGAAAGGUGGAUGAAAUACAAAAUACAAUAGGAAUAAAAACGCUGAUAGACACAUCUCGUUAAUGUAUCCUUAUAAUAGCUCUUAUUUGUCAGUGGUGUAAUGGAACAGAAGCAAAAUAUUAAGAGGCACAGUUUUUUCCCAGCCUUUUAUUCAAUGCCUUUUUCCGCCAGGAUUUGCUGGGCACUGCUUAGCUCGCUACUGCUCCAUUGGGUGAUUGUGGAAGCGAAGGACCUGCCUCAGUGCAAAGAGACAGAGUAUUAUUUUGAGUACACAGAGUGUGACAUCACCGGAUCUCGGUGGAGGGUUGCUAUACCCAUAAAAGAGGGGUCUUGCUCAGGUUUACCUGAUCCUGUCAAAGGCACAGAAUGCACAUUCUCUUGUGCAGUGGGUGAAUUCUUGGAAAUGUCCACCCAGCAGUGUACACCAUGUGCUGCUGGCACCUAUUCUCUGGGCAGUGGCAUCUGGUUUGAUGAGUGGGAUGACCUGCCACCUGGAUUCACCAAUCUGGCAACCUAUAUGGACAAUGGACCUGGGUCUGAAGAGACAGUCUCCUGUGACAACUCUACCUGGGUCCCCAAAGGAAAUUAUUUGGAGUCUAACCGAGAUGACUGUACCGUGUCCUUAAUCUAUGCGGUACACCUCAAGAAGCAAGGUUCCGUCUCCUUUUCGUAUCAGUAUGUGGACAACAAUGUUUUAUUUGAGUUCUUUAUUCAAAAUGAUCAAUGUCAAGAACUGGACACAUCUGAUCAAAAAUGGAUAAAACUUACAGACCAUGGGGAAUGGGAAACUCACACUGUAAACUUGAAGACUGGCACAAAUAUCCUUUACUGGCGGACUACAGGAAUCCUCCUUGGGUCUAAAAUAGUGAAACCAGUCCUAUUGAAGAAUAUACACAUUGAAGGAGUUGCUUACACAUCGGAGUGUUUUCCAUGCAAACCCGGCACCUACAGUAAAAUGCCUGGCUCGAAGUCUUGUGAGGUUUGUCCUCGGAACACCUUCUCUGGGAAAGGGGCGAGCUCAUGUACACAGUGUAAUGAUAAUCUAGUGUAUGCAGAAGAGGGAUCAGCAGGUUGCACGGAAAGACCCGUGUGUACAGUCAAAGAUUAUUUCCAGAUUCAUACACCUUGUGAUAAGGAUGGAAAGACCCAGAUCAUGUACAAGUGGAUAGAACCCAAGAUCUGCAGAGAUGAUGUACAGAAUGCAGUGAAGCUCCCUCCCUCUGGGGAGAAGAAAGCUUGCCCGCCAUGUAACCCGGGAUUCUUUAACAAUGACAUGGCCACCUGCACUCCCUGCCCACCUGGGACAUACUCAGAUGGAAUGACAGAAUGCAAGACCUGCCCUGCUGGAACAGAACCAGCGCUAGGUUACGAGUUCAAGUGGUGGAAUGUUUUGCCUGCUAACAUGAAGACUUCCUGCUUCAAUGUCGGCAACACUAAAUGUGAUGGAAUGAAUGGCUGGGGAGUAGCAGGGGAUCACAUCCAUAGUGGAUCAGGUGGCUCUGACAAUGACUACCUCAUUCUAAACCUUCAAGUCCCUGGUUUUAAACCUCCAACUUCACUGACAGGGGCUUCUGGCAAUGAAGUUGGUCGGAUUACCUUUGUUUUUGAGACCAUCUGUUCUGUAGACUGUGAGCUCUAUUUCAUGAUGGAUGUGAACAGAAAGAGCACCAGUGUGGUGGAAUCAUGGGAAGGGACCAAAGAAAAACAGUCGUACACUCACAUUAUGACAAAAAAUGCAUCUGUUUCUUUCACCUGGGCAUUCCAGAGGACAAACCAGGUACAAGAGACGAGAAGGUUUGUUAAUGACAUAGUGAAGAUAUACUCCAUAACUGUAUCGAAUGUCCUGGGUGGAGUUGCCUCUUCCUGCGAUGCCUGUGCCCUCGGACCCCAGCAGUCUGGAUCAUCCUGCGUGCCCUGCCCACCUGGCAACUACAUUGAUAAGGACAGCAACCAGUGUAAAGAGUGCCCAGCCAACACUUACCUCUCUGUACAUCAGCUUUCUGGCAAGGAGGCCUGUAUCCCCUGUGGGCCUGGAAGCAGAAGCAAUAAGGACCACUCGUUUUGCUUCAGUGACUGCAUCUUCAGCCACACCAGUGAAAAUCAGACCUUGUCAUAUGAUUUUAGUCAGCUGAGCCCUGUGGGAUCAAUAAUGAAUGGACCAAGCUUCACAUCCAGAGGAACUAAAUAUUACCAUUUCUUCAACAUAAGCUUGUGUGGGCAUGAGGGGAAAAGGAAGGCUGUUUGUACAGACAAUGUAACAGAUAUGGCAGUAAAGGAUCUACAGAAUGAAUCAAAUGAGGAUACUAACAUUGUGGAAACCUUCAUCUGCCAAUCAACGAUCAUACCAUCAGAUGGGAGGGGAUUCAGGACUGCCCUAUCUUCUCAGUCCAUCAGCCUUGCUGAUAUAUUCAUAGGGGCCACCACUGACACCACUCUUGAUGGCAUCACUGCCAAACCUGAUCUGUUCCCUGACGCAUCCAAAAAAAUACCAGAUGUCCAUUUCUUUUAUAGGUCUCCUCAAGCCACCUCCUCCUGUGACCCAGGCCGCACUUCUGUCAUAUCAUUGCGCUGUAACCCAGAGAAGACUUACCCAGGAGAACUUACAGUACCAAGCAAAUGCCCAGCAGGAACCUGCGAUGGCUGUGCUUUCAACUUUAUGUGGGAAAGUGCAGAAGCCUGUCCACUGUGUACAGAAAUGGACUACCAUGAAAUAGAGGGAGCGUGCAGAAACGGAAUCCAGGACACGUUGUAUGUUUGGAAUGAGCCAAAACUCUGCACUAAAGGUGUCAGCCUCCCAGAAAGAAAGAGCUCUGUUUGUGAGGCUAUCGAUUUCUGGUUAAAAGUGGGUGCUGGGAUUGGAGCAUUCACUGCUGUGCUACUGAUUUCCCUCACCUGUUACUUCUGGAAGAAAAACAAGAAGUUGGAAUACAAGUAUUCAAGACUGGUGAUGACUGCGAAUAAAGAAUGUGAGCUUCCUGCUGCAGACAGCUGUGCUAUAAUGGAAGGGGAGGAUAAUGAAGAAGAUGUGGUUUAUUCCACUAAGCCAUCCUUACUAGGAAAGCUAAAGUCAAUAGCCACAAAGGGAAACGGAGACAUUUUUGAAUCUCUUCAACUGAAGUCCUCUAGAUCCCACAAUAUAUGAAGACUUUUUUCAAAGGGGAAAAAAGAUGUUUUUGAAUAUUAAGAAACACCUGCACACCUGCCAUGUGAUUUGGACACAUGGUUGCCAGUCUGGUGAUAAGUUCAACUCAGGAAGAGAUCCUUGAUGUGAAGUUAUUCAAGAUUUGACUGCUCUAAUUUUAAUGUUUGUUUGCAUAUUGGUUACUUUUAUAUGGUCUGCUAGUAAAUUGGAACAAAUGCUGGUUCUGUAAAUUCAGUCUUUGACCUCCUAAAGUGAUGUUUAAUAUAUUAAAAUUCACUAUUAAGAUAAAUAUAUCAGCUACAGUGAACAUGACAAAAGGGCUGCAGAAUGAUUUACAUGUUUCUCAUUAUUUCUCUUUCAUGUGAGAUUAUGCCUGGUUUUAGCUGUUCUGCAGUAGUCUGUCUGAAAGAUGGGCUUCUUAGUCCAGUAGUCAGCAGCUCUGUACGCGCCUCUCCUCUUGGCUUCACUACAGACGCUCAUCCCUGGUGGUGGUUGAGAAUGGAGCCAUGCUUCGCUUCUUCCCCGCAAUAGUCCCUUAUAUUUGUAUCAGGAUUGCUCAAUGUAUUGUGUAAGAUGUAUUCUUACUGCAUAAAUUUUGUGUUCACUCAUCUCUGAUACAAAAGCACCGUUUUCAUGUUAUGUCUUGCACUAAGAUAUUCCCUAAAAAAAAAAAUGAAAACCAAAAAAACAUUUUGUUUUCAUUUUUUACUAGUUAUUCUAAACGUGUUCAUAUAAUUUGAAAUUACGAUACUGAUAUAUUUGAGUCAACAGUACACACUGUACUCCUUAUUGAUAUUUUUUUCAGUAAAACCAAGUAGAUAUUUAAGUUAAUGUGGUACAUUUAAGUACAGCAUAACACUAGCAGGGUCUUUUAAGUGCCCAUCACCCCCCCCCCCCCCC